AUGAACGACAUACGUCAGCUGAAGGACCAACAGCGCGACAAACAUCCAGGCUUCGAUUCGUACAUCGAGUGCAUGAGCCGGUCGUUGUUUACGGGGUUGGCGACGUUUUCGCUCGGGUUUGCCGGCAUUUACUUCCUGCAGCAAAUCGGCCAGCGCUAUCUGCCGUACACGAAGAAGGGCAACAUACUGGUGGCUACGCUGGUCGCAACCGGUGCCGCGUACAAGGUGACCUCCGACCGUACCCGUGCCUGCCAGGCCCGGUGGAUGGCCGUCGAGGAGAAGUACAGUGUGCUGCAGGACGCGAUCGAACCGGCUGUACCGUCGAAGGAGACGAUUGUUUAGAGUGCGAACGGGUCGUACACACAAACAUACGCUAGCACAGAUUUUAGAUUACAA
Molecule: messenger RNA, 396 nt
Organism: Anopheles gambiae (African malaria mosquito)
Lineage: Eukaryota; Metazoa; Arthropoda; Insecta; Diptera; Culicidae
Product: transmembrane protein 141
Exons: 1
Coding region: 1-342 (113 amino acids)
Source: RefSeq, a predicted model, not a curated record